Messenger RNA from Daktulosphaira vitifoliae (grape phylloxera), 801 nucleotides. RefSeq lists its product as uncharacterized. The coding region runs from base 16 to 567 and encodes 183 amino acids. The record is from RefSeq and is a predicted model, not a curated record. NCBI's taxonomy places the organism in Eukaryota, Metazoa, Arthropoda, Insecta, Hemiptera, Phylloxeridae. The transcript has 3 exons.
CUCUAUUUAACAGAAAUGUUUACUUUUUUAGACAAAACAUUAUCAUCAGAAUUUAAAAUAAUAUUUCAAAGUUUCAUGUUAAGCGAACAAGACUUCAAUGAAUUUUUCCAAAUUAAUGAUAUAAAUAAAAACGACACUGUCAAAAAAGAAGAAGCAUAUGACAUUUUUUUUAAUAACGAAUUGCUUUGUAUGUUACUUAAAGAAGACAUUAAUGAGAUAUUUACAAAAUAUACAAAAAAUGAAAAUCAAUUUAAAUACAAAAGUUAUGCAAUUAUGACAGAUUUUCUAAAAUUGUCUAAUUCAAAAAAAGACAAAAAUUAUAUUGAGUCCGCCUUAAAAAAUUCGAAUGACAGUAUUUCUAAAGAAGAAGCAGGUAGAAUUUUUUUCAAAAGUCCAUUGUUUAGAAAUCGCAUUAACAACAUAAUCACAAAGUAUACAAAUGAUCAAAAUCAAUGUAAUUACAAAGAAAUGAUAGCAGGAUUUGGCGAUGAUUAUAAAGGAUAUAAAUCUUUUGUUUUGACUUAUAAUCAGAAUACACAAAAAUGGGAAAAAAAAAUAACAAAGUAACAUCUAUUCUUAGUUUAUAAAAAUAUAGUAACACUCCAUUAAAAUAAUUUUUUUCAUAUUUAUUUUUUCAUAAAUAUUUAUAUUGAUUUACAUUAAUGUAUGUUUGAUGUAAUGUUUAGUGAAAAUAUGUAUCAUAUAAUAAAAAUGUAUCACUUGUGUUUAAUAUUAAUUAAAAUUAAAAAUAAAUUUAAAACUGUAAUAUUAAAAAUAUUUCAAUAAAUGGCCUUUCAAAAU